CUUACCAUAAGGUAUGGAUACUUGGUACUUCUGAGUACGUACUGUGAAACUAAACCUCACAUGACCUCAUCCUACCUAAGGUAACCUUGAAUCUUUCACUGUCUCUCUGUCCUCCUUCCUCCUCCAUCCUAAACCACCACGAAACUAUCACCACCGACACCGAGAACGAGACUAAUUCGCCGGAGAAUCAUCUUUACCCUCCCCAAAGCAGAAGGCAAAAAACAAGAAAAAGAACAACUCCACACAAUGCCGUUCAGGUUCAGCAUACCACGCGCCCUCCGGCGCCCCCCCAUCCACACCAUCUCCAUCCAUCCCCUCCUCGUCCCCCUACCUCUCCUCUCCCUCCUCACCCUGGUCGCCCUCACCAUCCUCCCCGGCGUCGAGAUCCCCAUGCUCUACUCCCAAUGCCACGCCCGCGCCCGCCUCCCCUCCGUCUCCUGGAUCCCCGCCCUCGGCGCCCCCCUCUGCUUCAUCCUCUCCUUCUUCCACGAGGCCCUCGCCGCCGUCCGCUCCCGCGCCACCCUGGCCGUCAUCCUCGCCUACCUCGCCGCCAUGCUCACCGUCUCCCUGGUCGAGGCCGCCCGCGUCGCCUCCCGCCCCAACUGGCUCCUCCGCCGCGUCCUUCUCCUCUGGUUGGUCCUGGAACUCGUCGGCGGCGCCAUCGUCUGGCAGCUUCUCAUCGUGGGAUCCUUCCUGCUCCAGACCGGCCGCGAGGUGUCUCGUCACCGCAACGCCCAGAAGGCUCUCGUCACGCCCCCGGCGGAGCAUCGCGAGGAAGGUGGCGAGGGAGCAGACGCAAGAGCAGAAGCAAGAGCAGAAGCAAGAGAAGCAGCAGCCUCCGCCGAAGACGCUGCCACCCCCACCACCCUGACCCGCGAAGCCAUCCGCCGCAGACGCCUGGAAACCGACUCGGACGCCCUGGCCAUCCCCAUCGCCGUCGAGCUCGGCUUCGUCCUCCCCGCCAUCAUCAUGUUCAUCUACCACACCCCCGCCACCAUCGGCCUCUGGCUCCUCUUCCCCGUCAUCGUGUCCGUCGUCCGCCGCGCCGUCCGGGGCAUCGUCGCCGCCAUCAUCUCCCUCCGCCGCCGCCGCCGCCGCCGAACCCGUGCCGACGCGACAGGCGAACCAUCAUCCUCCUCCCGGCCCUCCACCCGCCCUCGCGCCCUCGACCUCGAGGCGAACCGCCUAGGCCUCGCCCUCGUCUACGCCUUGCCCGUCCUCCUCUCCCUCCUCGCCCACGUCUUCUGGAUCUGGUCCCUCACCCGCCGCGACGACCGCAAGCAGAUGACCCGCGCCGUCGUCGACUUCCUCCAGCUCGACGCCGCCUUCAUGCUCAUCACCUCCCUGUACUGGCUCUUCGUCGAGACCGGCUGGAAGCUGUUCCUCUACGUCGUUGCCUCGUCCGUCGUCCUGGGCCCCGGCGCUGGCCUGUGCAUCGGUUGGAUCUUGCGGGAGAAGGCCAUCCGCGCCGGUUUUGACGAGGAUGCCGCCCUGGUCCGCCAGCGUGGUCGGGAGGGGAGCCUGCAAGGGGAGGAGGGACAGGACCGUCAGGUGACUGGCCAUGACGAACCCGCCGGCGAGGAAACGCCUUUGCUGCGGUCGAGUUGAUAGUCCUUGGGAUUGCUAGGUCGUACUAAUUUAUUAUUUUUAUUGCCUUCCCUUACGUAGCUAUUCUCACGUGCACCCACGAAUCAAGCCAUCGAUCACGUCGCGGGCAACAAAAGUAUUCAAGGAUAGGAUAGAAUGCGAGACAAGUACGGUCCCAUCGGCAUUCACUACAAAGUCUGUAUAGAGAAGUAAAAACACCUCUAUCCAGGAUCCUCUCAACCCCCAUCACCCACCCACCAUCCGUCCCAUGUGGGAGAGCCAAAACGCGUAUCAACGCCAAAAACCAUCUCCCCUAAUAUCCUGCAAGUUAAGCACUAGAGGUUAAACGUACUUACACGCCAGCCAUCAGAGAGUAAUGAAGAAAAAAAAAAAGAAAAAAAAAGGAAGGAGGGGAAUGCACAAGACUCGUAUGAGUGGAUGU
This is a messenger RNA of Sodiomyces alkalinus F11, 2029 nucleotides long. RefSeq lists its product as hypothetical. The transcript has a single exon. The coding region runs from base 247 to 1608 and encodes 453 amino acids. Lineage: Eukaryota; Fungi; Ascomycota; Sordariomycetes; Glomerellales; Plectosphaerellaceae. The record is from RefSeq and is a predicted model, not a curated record.